AGUGCCCAAGUGAAAGACAUGCUUGACAGAGGGGCUGCAGUUAAGCUACCUGAAAGUUCAAUUGCUAAUUGGGCUGGACCUGUAUGGUACGUGAGUCAUCUCAUCGCUCCAAACCCUCACUCAGUCACAACCCCAGUGAGACUCGUUUGGAAUAGCAGCCAAAGAUUUAGAGAUGUCAGCAUGAAUGACCUGUUAAUUAAAGGACCAGACGUUCUAAACCAGAUACGUGCUGUUCUGCUGAGAUUCAGAAGUGGAGUGUAUGCUGCAUUGGGGGAUAUUAAGAAAAUGUACAACUCCGUUUGGUUGGAGGACCAAGAAGUACAUUUGCACAGAUUCCUUUGGCGAGACACUGAGAAUGAGGAGCUUGGAGAAUACGCAAUCACAAGAGUCAAUAUUGGAGACAAACCAGCAGGGUGCAUUGCGCAACUGGCAAUGCGUGAAACUGCUAAUUUGCCAUCCUUUGCUCACCUUGAAGAGGAACGACGGGUAAUCCAACAUGACAGCUAUGUUGAUGAUAUUCUUACAUCUCACAAUGACCUUGACCAGCUACAGUCCAUUGUGGCAAACACAGAGUUGAUCUUGAAAGCUGGAGGAUUUCAUCUGAAACCAUGGGUCUUCUCAGGUCAAAGUGGGAGGGAAAAGUCUGAUGAUAAGUGCUGUAAGAUAAAGGAAAAGGUUAUGGUUCUGCCAAACCAAUUGCUUGAUGAUGACAACAAAGCACUUGGCCUAGGCUAUUCUGUGGAAGACGACAAGUUGUAUGUGAUGACAUCCAUCAAUUUUUCAAAAAGAAAAAAGAAAAUUAGACUGGGAAAAAACCUAACACAGGAGCAAGUUAGAGCCCAAACACCAAAUCCACUGACAAGAAGAGAGCUCUUGAGUCAGGUAUCAGGGGUAUAUGAUCCAGUAGGCUUAGUGACUCCAGCCAAACAAAAGGGAGCAAUUCUGGUUCGCAGAGCUUUUCAAGAAGCAAAGAAUACAAGACUUCAAGUCAAUGAAACUUGGGAUGUUGCUCUCUCAGAUGACCUUAGAGAAGAUGCUAUCAAACUCUUUGAGGAAUACAUCCAACUAGGCCAAAUUAAAUUCACAAGAGCCAUAACACCUCCAGAAUUUGAAGGACACCCCUGGGCGAUAACCUUUUCUGACGGAAGUGAAAACACUUAUGGUGCUGUAAUGUACUUGAGAUGGGACUCAAAACAGGGCCCAGUAAUCAGGCUUGUGGAGUCCAAAGCUAAGCUGACUCCUUUAGACCAAAAAGGAGAUGCUAUCAAGGCAGAGGUGUGCGGAGCUGUGUUCGCCUCACGUUUGCGAAAGUACUUUGAGCAGCACAGCCGAAUUCAAGUGGAGAGGUGGUUCCAUUUAGUUGAUAGCCAAACAGUACUUGGUGCUAUACAACGUGAAAGCUAUGGCUACAAAACAUUCUUCGCCAAUCGGAUCGGGGAGAUACAAGGAAUCACAAAAGCGCAAGAGUGGUGGUGGAUACCAGGCCCACAAAACAUUGCUGAUGUGAUAACUAGAGGAGCUAGCCCUCAAAAUCUCGAUGAAAGUUCAGAGUGGCAAAAUGGGCCAAGAUUCCUGAGCUUACCAGUAGAUGAAUGGCCAAUCAAGUCAGCUAAAGACUUAGCUAUCACUGCCCGAGAAAGCAUUAACAAACUUCAAAAGAAAGCGUUUGCAGCUGUAUUGACAAGGUCAAAAACAAAGCAAAUGGAGCCGACUAUGGAGUCGAAACCAAUUGAGAGCCCCAACCUAGUUCGAGCGGAACAAAAAAGACCACCAGCAGGCUUAGCUGUCCUGAACUUGUGUGACAUAAAGCGGUUCAGUGACCUGUCACGACUGGUUAAAACAAUAGCAUGGGUUUGGAGAGCUGCAAAGAAGUUUCUCGGCAAAAAACGGACUGUAAAUAAACCAAAGUGGGAGGCAGUCUUGUCAUUAGGAACCAUUUCAGUAAGAGAAAGAGAAGAUGCUCUACGAGAUAUUUUUCUUGCUGAGCAGGAUGGGGUGACCUUUCCAAACACCACUAAAGAGAGGUUAGUUGUCUUUAAAGAUCCAGACUCUGGAUUGUUGGUCUGCGGUGGCAGGGUGCAGGUCUUUCAAGAUGAUCAGCUGAGUGUUCCAAUUCUUCCUUCCAAUUCAUGGAUUUCCACAUUACUAGCUCAAGAAUCUCACAAGGAGAGCCACGGAGGCUUGGCUGAGACUCUGCUUAGAAUGCGAAGGAGAGCCUGGGUAUUAAAAGGCAGAAGAAUAGCACAAAAAGUUGUGGACAGCUGUGUACAAUGUAGGAAGAACAAAGCAAAAAAGUGUCAGCAAGUAAUGGGUGAUCUUCCUUUAGAAAGAACCCAACCAGCUGCACCUUUCGAGUUCACAGCAUUGGAUCUUUUCGGACCUUACCAUGUGAAAGAUGAUGUCAAGAAAAGAGUCUUGCUGAAGGUCUGGGGUGUUGUUUUUUGUUGUAUGUCGAGCAGGGCAAUCCAUACAGAACUGGUUAACUCUCAGUCAACCGAAGGUUUCUUACUGGCCUUUCAAAGAUUUGCUGCAAUUAGAGGCUAUCCCAGAAAGAUUUUUUCAGAUCCUGGUACCAAUUUCAUUGGAGCAAGACAAGUUUUGCAAGAUCUGUACCAAUUCCUGGAGGGAAUUGACAAAUCUACCCUGGAGGAAACAGCAGUAAAACAUGGAACUGAGUGGAUCUGGAAGAUUCACCCAGCUGAUUCCCCACAUAGAAAUGGAGCUGCUGAAGCUGCAGUGCGCAUUAUCAAGAGGGCACUCCAAAACUGCGGAGGGGAGUCCACCCUCACAUACAGUGAAAUGAAUACAGCCCUUCAAAUAGCAGCUAAUCUUGCUAUUGAGCGACCAAUCGAUGCCAGGGCACAAAAUCAGGAAGGCUGCAUUCAAUAUGUAACGCCAAAUUCGCUAUUGCUCGGACGAGCGUCUCAAAGUUUUGACAUUAAAACUUUUGACUUUUUCAGCUAUCCCUUCAAAAGACUCCAAGCAAUGCAGUCAUUGGUAAAUAAGUUUUGGGAACGUUGGAGCCAGCUUGCAGGUCCUAAUUUGUUCAUAAGGAGCAAGUGGCACACCACACACAGGAAUGUCGCAAUUGGGGAUAUUGUCUGGAUCGCAGAUCAGAAUGCACUCAGAGGACAAUUCAAGCUUGGCAGAGUAAUCAGUGUCAAUCCAGACAGUAAAGGUGUCGUAAGAGAUGUAAAUAUAAGAACAUUCCCAAGUUACCCUGUUCUGAUCACAAAACCAUCUAAAGCAAGGGCAAAUUCUUCGGAGUCCAAAAUCGGUCGAGAGAAGAUCCCGAGUACUGUCCUUCACAGAGAUGUCAGACGGCUAGUUGUUCUACUUCCUGCAGAGGAACAAAAGAGUAAAUAAUUCAGAGAACAUCCUUUUGAAAGCUAAAAGUAAUCGAACUAAACAGUUUGCCUUCAAAGAGAUGCGAUUUCCUCUUUAUCCCAAGAAAAUCGAGUGGGAGGUGUCAAGUCAAACUAAUAUAGAAGGAGAAAAAAAAAAUCCAUCCGCCAGUCGGAGGGAGAGGCGGAAGGACAUGCAGUAGUUCGGCAUUCACGUAAGGAAAAAGGAAACUGAAACCUAACCAGAACAGAAUCUCCGCCAAAACGAAACCUCCGCCAAAGCCGAAUCUCCGCCAAAAUUGAGAAAGAAAGUGCACAACAGUUAAAAAACCAUCAUCAAGUCCCGGAGUGGCAGCCGGUUUUUCACCUUUCAACUUUCUACUUUCAACUUUCCACCGUUAUACUUUUUACCUGCCUUUCUGCUGCAUUUAUGAUGCAAUAAAUGGAUGAGUGGAAUCCAGUUAAAACUC
Messenger RNA from Danio rerio (zebrafish), 3814 nucleotides. Lineage: Eukaryota; Metazoa; Chordata; Actinopteri; Cypriniformes; Danionidae. The record is from RefSeq and is a predicted model, not a curated record.